Molecule: messenger RNA, 1892 nt
Organism: Octopus sinensis (East Asian common octopus)
Lineage: Eukaryota; Metazoa; Mollusca; Cephalopoda; Octopoda; Octopodidae
Exons: 3
Coding region: 566-1840 (424 amino acids)
Biological process (GO): intracellular signal transduction
Source: RefSeq, a predicted model, not a curated record
UAAAUAUCUAAAUACACAUAUAUUCAUAUAUACAUAUAUAUAUAUGUAUGUAUGUAUGUAUGUUUAUGAUUUUGCUUGGUUCUAGGAUUAUCUGUGCUAGUACACAGAAUAUACUUCUACACAUAGAGUCGAUCUUAUAUAUGCAUAUAAGCAGGCACGCAAUCAAUACUACACACUCAAUGAACACAUACUUAUAAACACAAAUACACACAUGCACACACAGCUGCAUAUGUACACGGGCAUAUAAUAGUCGCACUUCUAACCUAGUUGCAUGUUUGUAUGAAGAUAUACACAUGCACAAAACUUUGGAGCUCAUUCCAUUAUAAAUGGACAACGGAUUUAAUCAAAAAGCAGGUGUUCUUGGACGAAGAGAAGGUGGAAACAUUAAAGAGAUCAGCAGCAUCAUUUCUUCAGUAGUUCUGUUUGAGCCUUAUAUAUUCUGGAAAAGGUUAAAAUUUAAACUUUCAAACUGGGGUCAUUACACAGCACCGGGCCCAGAUCUCGCAGACGCGAGAAGUGGGCCCGUGAUCGCCAUCGACAGCAUCAACGUGGAGGUCAGCUCAGAAUGGGAGCUGAUGAAAGCAAAGCUGGUAGAUAUGACUUGAUGGGAGCCAGUGCUGUUGUCGGGAACAUGAGGAGGAUGGCAGAACAAGCACAGCCAUGGGCGCUGUUACAUCAGUGCUCACUAGAACAGUGGAAAUGUGGACAUGCAGAAGCCACUGGUUUUGGUGACUCCCUUCUAACAUGUGAUGGCUUGGUUUUUAAGGACUGUAGUCCCGCUUUCUGCACAAGUCGACAAGGGAUCAUUGAUAUAAACAAAAGUAACUCGUUUUUCAGUUUUCGACGCAGAAGCAAAUUUAUCAAAAUGGCAGAACAUUUCGAGUACAACCAUAUUCCUGCCCAGUUGUCUUCGAUUCAAAAUUUCCAUGUCAAAAGUGUAUUAUGUUACCAUGACAACUUAGUCAUCCUUCAUCUUGUACAGAAUAUGAUGACUCAAUUUGGAGUCAUAGAUUUGAGUAUUAAUAAAUUUCUUGGACAUUUCGGUAAACAGAAUGUGGAAUUUGUGAAUGAAGCUUUAUGGGGUGAACUGAGUUCUGACGACUCAACAUGUUUGAUUAAAUUUCCAAAUCUCCGUGGAGACAACAGCGCAUCUGUCUUUCAGCUUUACAACAUUAAAACCAAACAGCUGAUUAGUGAAGUUAGUUUACCUUACAGUCACUCAUUAUUUGCAUUUGAUCCUAGAUUUGGAAACCUCCGUCUUGCUGUAACCAGCUUCAGACGAGAUGAAGAUAACUCACUUAGUCUAGUUCGAACAGACAUCUGGGAAACCGUGUCAUUCAACACACAAAUUGAUGUUUUCCGUGAUAUGCAGCGACUGAAAUUGAAAAACCUGGUGUACUCAAAAGACGGCUUGCUGAUAUUUGCAAUAAUGAUGACAGGUGGCUGUUUUUGUCGUGAGAAAAAAAGUCGCAAAUAUAAUGCCCUUACAAUGGCUGUUUACGUAUUUGACGGAGAUACUUCACAAACACUAUAUUGUAUUCAGUAUAUUAGAUUUAUAUGUGGUCUGCAUUCAUGUCCUGUUAAUUUUAUGCCUGUUUUUUCUAACUGUGGUGAUCGCAUGGCCCUGGUUCUUAAUGUGCCAGAUUCUUCGACAGAUCAUAUCCAUGUUUACAAGCUUCCCAACAAAGGUAACCUUCAGAACCGUUGCCGUACAAGAAUUUUACAAUACUUUUCUCCAGAGAUGAUUCCUCGUCUGCCAUUACCUCAAAAACUUUUGGACUAUUUACAAUUCAAACCAGAAUAUGUUCAGCCCCCACCUCUUGUGUGUUCCAGAUCUUAAAUACUUUCGAAUAACAAAACAGUACAGAAAUUUAAAAAAAAAAAAAAAACAA